AUGAGCAACAUCUCCUAUCAUAUCUCCAGCCUCCUGGAGAAAAUGACGUCCAGCGACAAGGACUUCAGGUUCAUGGCCACCAACGACCUGAUGAUGGAGCUGCAGAAGGACUCAAUCAAGCUGGAUGAAGACAGCGAGAGGAAGGUGGUGAAGAUGCUUCUGAAGUUGCUGGAGGACAAGAAUGGAGAGGUGCAGAACUUGGCAGUAAAGUGCCUGGGUCCUCUGGUGGGGAAGGUGAAGGACUACCAGGUGGAGGCCAUUGUGGACACUCUGUGCAGCAACAUGCUAUCAGAUAAGGAGCAGCUCAGAGAUAUCUGCAGCAUCGGUCUGAAGACCGUAAUUUCCGAACUUCCUGCCGCAAGCUCAGGCUCAGGUUUGGCUGCCAACGUGUGUGUCGCAAGAUCACGGGUCAGCUGACCGGAGCUAUCGGUAAACGGGAUGAUGCCGCUGUACAGCUGGAGGCUCUUGACAUCCUGUCGGACAUGUUGGGAAGAUUAGGAGGUGCCCUCUACUCUUUCCACCCUUCCAUCCUCACCUGCCUACUCAGCCAGCUCACCAGUCCGCGGCUCGCUGUGAGGAAGAGAGCGGUGCUGGCGCUUGGUCACCUGGUACAGACCUGCAACGGCAACCUCUUCACCGAACUUGUAGAGCACCUUGUGGGUGAAAUGAAGAAGAACGAGUCUACGUCAACCACCAGAACGUACAUUCAGUGCGUGGCAGCCGUCAGUUGGCAAGCAGGACACAGAUUAGGGCCACACUUGGACAGAAUAGUGCCCCUAGUGGUUGGCUUCUGCAAGGUGGAAGAUGACGAGCUGCAGGAACAGUGUUUCCAGGCCAUGGAGUCCUUUAUAAAACGCUGCCCAAAGGAGAUCUCGUCUUAUGUUCCCACCAUUACGGAUUUGUGCCUGAAGUACAUCGCCUACGACCCCAACUACAAUUACGACAGCGAGGAGGAAGAGGACGCAAUGGAGACAGAGAGUGACGAAGAACAAGAGAGCGAGGAGGAGUACAGCGAUGACGAUGACAUGAGCUGGAAGGUGAGGCGCUCUGCAACAAAGUGUCUGGAGUCUCUGAUCACCGCCCGGCCCGAUAUGCUUUCUCAGUUCUACAAGACCGCUGCUCCCGCCAUUAUCCUGCGCUUCAAGGAGAGGGAGGAGAAUGUAAAGUCAGACAUCUUCUCGGCCUACAUCGCCCUGCUGAGACAGACACGGGCUUCUCAGAGCCGGAGGCAGAAUGUGGAGGCCACUGGCAAGGGGGACUCCCCGCUCAGUGCUCUGCAGAAACAGGUUCCUUCCGUAUUGAAAUCCCUCCACAAACUCCUAAAAGAUAAGAGCACCAAAUCCCGUCAAGGCUGCUUUGCGGUCCUCACAGAACUAACUGGUGCACUCCCGGGCUGCCUCUCCCAGCACAUCCCAGCUCUGGUCCCAGGACUUGUUUUCUCGGUGACAGAUAAAUCUAGUAGCUCCAACAUGCGCUUGGACACUUUGACCUUCUUAAAUGUGAUCCUCAACAGCCAUCCUCCUGAAUGCUUUCAGCCACACCUACCAGCCCUCUUACCCCCUGUAGUCACUUGUAUAUCAGACCCUUUCUAUAAAAUCACCUCUGAAGCUCUGCUAGUGGCACAACAGCUGGUGAGAGUGAUCCAGCCUCUGGAGCAAGUGAAGAGCUCUCAACCUUCACCCUACACAAAGGAACUCUUUGCUGCCACGCUGAAAAGGCUGCAGGCCACGGACAUAGACCAGGAAGUGAAGGAAAGGGCAUUGUCCUGCAUGGGCCAUCUUAUCAGCCAUCUUGGUGACCAACUUGGCAACGACCUUCCCCCCACCCUUCAACUCAUCCUAGAACGUCUCCGCAAUGAAAUUACGCGGCUUACUGCAGUGAAAGUUCUCACUCUUAUAGCAGGCUCUCCACUCAAGAUUGACUUGCGGCCUUUGCUGAAGGACGCCCUGCCCAUUCUGGCUUCUUUUCUGCGGAAGAAUCAGCGAGCUCUGAGGCUCAGUACUGUUUCUUCCCUUGAAGUACUAGUUAGGAAUUACAGUGACUGCCUAAAACCCCCCAUGUUGGAUCCAGUAGUGGCAGAGCUUCCGUCACUACUUGCCGAAUCAGAUAUGCACAUAGCUCAGGUUACUAUUGACUUUUUAACCACCUUGGUGUCGGCUCAUCCUGCCUCUCUUUCCAAGCUUAACACUCAGACCCUACCCCAACUUUUUCAACUUGUGCACUCCCCUCUGCUCCAAGGAGGAGCCCUUACCUCCAUUUUGUCUUUAUUAAGAGCAUUGGUUACUAGCCAUACUCCCCAUCUUGGUUAUAGUGAUCUCCUCAAGCAACUGACAGGGCCAGUGACCUCUUCGGGGUCUACACCUCACAAACAGGCCUUCACCUCUGUGGCUAAGUGUGUGGCUUCCUUAGCCAGUGCUUGUCCUAAAGAGUCCAAUUCAUCCAUCAGCCAGUUCAUACAGGAUGCUAAAAGCCCUCGUGCUGGUGACCAUUUGAAAGUGUUGGCCUUCUUGACCUUGGCAGAGGUGGGACGUGAGAGGAACCUUGGAAGCCAGCAGAAGGAGUUGAAAAGUGUGAUCCUAGAGGCCUUUGCAUCCCCCAGUGAAGAGGUGAAGUCUGCAGCUUCCUAUGCUCUAGGGAAUGCUUGUGUUGGAAGCCCAGCAGAUUUCCUGCCAUUCUUGCUGCAUGAGAUUGGAGGACAGCUGCGGAGGCAGUAUCUUCUGCUACAUUCACUGAAGGAAGCCCUGACAUCCCUACCCAGUGAGGAGCUAAGGCCAUACCAGGAGGAUGUAUGGAAACUCUUGCUUGAGCACUGUGAAGCCACGGAGGAAGGCACCAGAAAUGUGGUGGCAGAAUGUCUUGGAAAACUAUUACUGGUGGAUCCAUCACAGCUUCUACCAAAACUAUGUAAACAGCUAAAAUCAGGUUCUGCUCAUACUAGAAGUACUGUCAUUACAGCCAUCAAAUUCACCAUAUCUGACCAGCCAGCUCCCAUUGACAGCUUGCUGAAGAAUUGUAUAGGAGACUUCCUAAAACCCCUGCAGGACUCCGACCCCAACGUGCGACGUGUGGCCCUGGUCAUGUUUAAUUCUGCAGCACACAAUAAGCCGUCUCUGGUCAGGAAGUUGUUGAACAGUGUUCUCCCUCCUCUGUACAAUGAGACGAAGGUCCGGAAGGAGCUGAUCCGAGAGGUGGAGAUGGGCCCCUUUAAACACACAGUAGAUGAUGGAUUGGAUGUCCGGAAAGCUGCCUUUGAAUGCAUGUACACCUUACUGGAGAGCUGCCUGGACCAGCUGGAUAUUUACGAGUACCUGAACCACGUGGAGGACGGCUUGAAAGACCACUAUGACAUUCGGAUGCUAACCUUCAUCAUCCUCACUCGUCUGUCCACUCUGUGCCCCAGUGCAGUACUCCAGCGCCUAGACCAGCUGAUCGAGCCCCUACGUGCCACCUGUACUACUAAGGUAAAGGCCGGUUCAGUGAAACAAGAGUUUGAAAAACAAGACGAGCUGAAGCGCUCGGCCCCUGAGAACCAUCAGUGCUCUCCUCACCAUCCCGGAGGUGCAGAACAGCCAGACCAUGGCGGAGUUCCUGUCGCAGAUCAGAGCCAAUCCAGAGCUGGCCUCCUUGUUCGAGAGCAUCCAGAAAGACUCCAUGUCCAUGUGCAGCACAGAGAUUAUGGACCUGAGCUAAGAACUUCCAAUGACUUAUUAAUGCAGAUCUUAUAG
Molecule: messenger RNA, 3725 nt
Organism: Staurois parvus
Lineage: Eukaryota; Metazoa; Chordata; Amphibia; Anura; Ranidae
Source: the annotation of a GenBank genome assembly